AUGGCCGUUACAAUAUGCCCUUUCGCAGUAGCAGUUGAUCGCUCCGAUGCCAGCUAUUCUGGCGUCAAGGCACCCAACUCCAAGACAUUAAUUGGCAGUGUUAAUGCGUCGUUAAUGUGUUAUAAUUGCAAUACGAACUCGUCUACAAAACCUUGCCAGUUUUGGACUUGUUUCGGCGAGUAUUGCGCCAAACUUGUCAAGCUGGACGAACAAACAGCCAAGAUUGUCGAAGUUAGAAGAUACUGCCACAUAGAUAAAUGGAAUAAUAAUAAUAAUAAUAAUAAUAAUAACAUUAAAAAGAAAAAUAUCAAUAAUAAUAAAGAGGACGACGACGAUGGUGAUGGUGAAAUAAAUAUGGGUUGUCAUCAGACCAAGACGUUCAUAAAGUGUCUUUGUGCUACAAAAUUUUGCAACGGAGCCAGCAACAUGAAGCGCCCGGACGGAUGCACACUAAUACCUUGGAGAGCCGGCAGAUGUUUGGCGUGGGAUGUUACGGUCCCUGGCACCCUUGCCAAACGAUAUGUAAGAAUGCGGCGCCCGGACGGAUGCACACUAAUACCUUGGAGAGCCGGCAGAUGUUUGGCGUGGGAUGUUACGGUCCCUGGCACCCUUGCCAAACGAUAUGUAAGAAUGCGGUUUGGCCGCGGCCAGGGCAGCGGACGAGAAAAUGAAAAAAUAUGGGAACGCCCUCCCCUCGAUGGAAUUCUUGCCAAUAUGUAUCGAGCAAACCAUAACACUAGCAACAACUACAACAUCAACUACAACAACACUAACUAA
Molecule: messenger RNA, 777 nt
Organism: Helobdella robusta
Lineage: Eukaryota; Metazoa; Annelida; Clitellata; Rhynchobdellida; Glossiphoniidae
Exons: 7
Coding region: 1-777 (258 amino acids)
Source: RefSeq, a predicted model, not a curated record